CUUCACAUUUAUCAGGUUAUACGUUUACUAACCAUGGGGAGAAGCUCAAGGCUGGGGACAGAAUUAAGAACCUCAGCAUCCUUUUGCUCAUCUUGGGGGGUAUAUGCUAUGGGAGGAAAGAAGUAAUAAUCAUUUAAAGGGUUCAUCUUUAGUACUGAUAUAUAACUAGGAGAUUUAAUUCUUUUGCCAAGCAGGCAUUUGGUAAAUUUUCAAGCCCCAACUCUUUAACAGCUGCCUUUACUGCUCUUGUGAGAGAGAAAAUAUUCAUAGUAUGCCAGUUGCAUACAAUAUGUUUAGUGCAAUUUCUGUGUCAGGAUGAAUUUAAAAAACCCAGGAAAACCUGGGGUUUAUAGUGCUUUUAACCUUAUGGGAAAGAUGUAUCAAACACUGUACCUUUAUUGAACUUGAAUAUAAAGAACUUGUAUGAUUUCUUGGCUUUUAUAUAUAAGCAGGCAAGGUAAUGUCGCAAGAGAUUUAUUUCUAAAUGCAAAGUAUUACUGACACAGACAGUCUUGCAUCAGAAAUAUGAAUCAUUCAUACCACACAGCUUCUAAAACUUAUAAAAUAUUAACAGAUACGAACUUCAAAGACACUGAAGUUUACAACAAGCCAAGUGUAGGGAAGAAAUCUAGAUUUCACUUUUCCUUUGGAUUGUGAGCAGACCUCCCUGGGAGGAAUUAUUGGGAGUUACCUAACUUGGCUAUGUAUCUUUAUAUAUCGCUGAGAGUUGUGUAGAUCCUAGUGUCAAUUUAUUUUGUGAUAGUUAUUUGUUGUAUUCUUCCAUAACUUUUUCUGGGCUAAACAGGCACCCCCCACUUAGUGUUCUUAAUUGGUUCUUGAAAAACCGAGCAUUAAGCGAAAUGAGAGUUAAGUGAAACCGAAAGUAUUUGACAACCCUAGAUGGCAACCACAAUUGUUUUCAAUGACCCAAGAUGGCGACCACGAGCAUUAUACUGAAACUUGCUGAGCGCUAAGUGAAAUCAAACAUCAAUUUAAAAUGAGCGUUAUAGUGAAAUAGCGCUAAGCAAAACAGCGUUAAGCAGGGGUUGCCUGUAGUACAGAGUUCUAUAGUUCUAGCCUAAAUCAUAGUUCGUGCAUUGUGCAUCACUGCAGGUAAGAGCCAAAUCUUGGACCCAAAUAAGUACUUAAAGCUGAAUUUUGGAUAUAUACCUGUAUUUUUUUAAAACCACAUUUUUACUUGUGGAGCAGUGUGUUCAUUUUGAAAUUAUGAUCGACUGCAACCAUUUAUGGACUGCUUCAGUGCUUUCCAUAAUAUCUGGAGUUCUAGACUAAAACUGGGAUCAGGAUUUUAACCUAAUGAAUGUUCUCCUCUGAAGACCAAUUAAAAUUAAUCUAAAGUCAUUCUUCAGUGUUUGGAUUGGGAGGUUCAUUUGGUUUUUUGUUUAGGUUGGUCUUGUGUAACCUAAAUUUGACCAAACUUGUUUGGAGAAAGGACACUUUUUCAAGCUUUCUGCUAUUAGCAAAUGUGUCGACAAAUUUUUUUAGUAAUAAAAAAGUGAUGAUACUCCUAAACUUUUUGGCCAUGUUUUAAGUAUUUAGGACUCCAUGAUUAAUGAAAAAUUAAUGAAAGAGUACUGAUAAGGAAGAAAAACCUAAGCAUUAAAGCCAUGGCAGGAUUCCUGGACAAUUUCCGAUGGCCAGAAUGCGAGUGCAUCGAUUGGAGCGAAAGAAGAAAUACAGUUGCUUCAGUGGUUGCAGGUGUCUUGUUUUUCACAGGCUGGUGGAUAAUGAUAGAUGCUGCAGUAGUAUACCCUAAACCAGAACAAAUGAACCAUGCCUUCCAUACCUGUGGAGUGUUUUCUACACUUGCCUUCUUCAUGAUAAAUGCUGUCUCAAAUGCACAGGUGAGGGGAGACAGCUAUGGUGAUGGGUGUCUAGGAAGAACAGGUGCUCGUGUCUGGCUCUUUAUUGGUUUCAUGCUGAUGUUUGGUUCACUUAUUGCUUCAAUGUGGAUCCUUUUUGGAGCAUAUGUUACACAAAACAUUAAUGUAUACCCAGGACUAGCUGUGUUUUUUCAAAAUGCGUUGAUAUUUUUCAGUACUCUGAUCUACAAAUUUGGAAGAACAGAAGAGUUAUGGGGAUGAAAAAUCAGAGCAAGCGUUCCCUCCGCCUGCCUCUCCCUCCCCCCAGUCACACACACCUUAUUAUUCUGUUUGUAGAUAUCUUUGUUUUGGUGGAUUUUACAUUACACAUUCGGGGUUUUGGGUCUUGUUUUCUUGAAGCUGAAUGAACCAGGACUUAAAAAAAAAAAAAAAAAAAAAAAGUCUCUUCUUGAAAGUUGCUAUAAUGAUUUCCCUUCUUUUUUCUUGGAACAAGAUUGUGAAUAUGUACAUAUUACAUGGCUUGGUAUGUAUAUAUCUUAGUAAAUGCUACAUUUUCUUAA
This is a messenger RNA of Alligator sinensis (Chinese alligator), 2404 nucleotides long. It is a transcript of the gene TMEM50B, whose product is annotated as transmembrane protein 50B. The coding region runs from base 1629 to 2105 and encodes 158 amino acids. The record is from RefSeq and is a predicted model, not a curated record. The transcript has 6 exons. Lineage: Eukaryota; Metazoa; Chordata; Crocodylia; Alligatoridae. Gene Ontology annotation, biological process: late endosome to vacuole transport via multivesicular body sorting pathway; protein targeting to vacuole.